AUAUAUAUAUAUAUAUAAUUACAGGAUUCCAUCCCGUUCUGAUCAAUUGACGUAAUAUUGUAUUGUUCAUUUAGAUUCACAUAUCAGUGUGCUGCAUUUUGCUUACACCAGCAUAAUGCAGGUGGUUCGACGCGUGGCGUCAAUUGAGAUAAGAAAAUAUAAUGUUAUAAAUAGGAGACAAUAUGUUAUUGUCUCUUUAAAUAUUUCGGAAAUAAUAGCGCGACGGGAAUCUCGCGACGUAUUAUCUGAAAUAUUGUGCCGGUCGUAGAAGUGAAAAACAAAAACUUUCUUUCGACUAUCAGUUUCAACUGAGAAGCAACCCCUAAGAAGAAAACCAGAGGCUCGAUCAUUGGAGUAGCGCCCAGGACAGUUUCAACUUCAAACAAGGAAUAUCAACGAGGUGAGCAAUCCUUUCUAACUGACUCCCAGUUUACCUAUUCUGGCCCAAAAAUAGUCAACCUUUUCCCAAGUUUUGAGCGUAAAACUUGUAUAAAAGUUUUUUCUAGGUUUCUUAUAAAAAACCGAUCACAAAGUUUUUCCUAGGUUUCUUAUUAUAAAAACCGAUCAUUAAAAUUAUCAAUAUUACUUCUUUUAAACAGUUCCACGGUAAGAAAGAAAAGAAAGUAGCUAGAGUUAAAAUGGAUUUAUCAACUGCAGAAAAGUUUGGAUCACUCCUUCCUAAAUUUUCAGGAAUGGAGAACGAAUUCCAUUCUUUUAUUAAAAACGUAGAAAGUUAUUUAAGUAUGUUCAGUAACGAAAAUGAACUUAUUAAAAAAUACUGUUUAGCUUUAGUUAAAUCAAAAUUAGUCAGUAGAGCACUUGCUGAAGUUUCUACCUCAGAUAUCCCCGAUAAUUGGGAUCAUCUGAAAAGAUUUUUGAAUAAUAAAUUUGGCGAUCAAAUCAAUUUAGAUGUGUUGAUUCACCAAUUACAAUUCUUAGAAAAUAAAUCAGAUAUGAUUAGCUUUAUAGAUGAAAUAAUUUCGAUGAAAAUAAGAAUUAACUACAGAAUAGAUGCUGACACGAUGCCAGCUCAAGAAAAACAAUUGUAUAAGACUAAUAUAUUGAAAAUUUGUAAAACGGUGUUAAUUUCGAAUGCACCAACGGAACUUAGAACUUUUUUAAUCGCGAAUAAUGCCUUAACGUUUGACCAAACCAUAAAUGCAAUUAAAGAUUAUUUGUCAAACAUGGAGCAAUAUGAUUUAUUAGAUAAAAGUAGAAAACAUAAUUUUCAAUCGCGAAGGACGAAAAAUAAUUUUCAAAAUAAUAAUUAUAAUAAAAGAAACUAUAUUCCAAAUAAUUAUAGAUCAAAUUAUAUUCCUAAUAAUUAUCAUUUUAGAUCGAAUAAUAAUUAUAAUUCGAAUUUAAAUUCAAAUUUCCCCUCACAACCUAUUCAGUUUAAUCAAAGACCUGUGAAUAGAUACUAUCCCUCAAACAAACAAGUUUUUGGACAUACUAAUACUAAUACUAAUGUUUUGAAACCAAAUCCCAACCAAAGAAUUAAUACACCACCAGAAAAAAUGUCAGUGCAAACAAGAGUUUACCCCCAAAAACGUCCAAAUUAUUCGACGCAAUUCCCAACAAAUCCAAAUAAGAAAUUUUAUUCCAAUGAACAAACUCCCAAUUAUACAUUUGAGGAAUUAACCCAAUUAGAUUCGAGUCAGAAUAAAAAAAAUUAUUAUGAACAAAAUGAUAGAGGUCGUUGGAAAACCUCGAGUUCAAAUAAAUCAAAACAAUUUCCCACAAAAUUCGCAAUUGGCAACGUUUCGACUUCAAAAAAUUUUGAGGAACGAAAUUUUCGAGACCCUACUCUAGAAAACGAAUUGACUUAAAUCAUACGCUAGAUAAUACGAAUCAAAAUCCUAUGGAAAUACCAGUAGACCUUAGUCAUCUAGAAACUAGAAAGAGAGAUAAAUCACAAAAUCAGAAAUUGCGUAUUGCAAGUAAUUUUAGAAAACUAAAUGAAAAAACUAUUGACAGUAAUGACUCAAAACUGGAAAUAAACAGUCAAUUGUCGAAAACUAUAGAAAUGAAUAAUAUCGAAAACGUAUUUUCUCUAAUUCUGUGGUUAUUCCGUUCAUUCUUCCACAUCUUGUAGAACAAAAUCGUGCGAGAAUAUAUCAG
Messenger RNA from Harmonia axyridis, 2121 nucleotides. RefSeq names its product GATA zinc finger domain-containing protein 14-like. NCBI's taxonomy places the organism in Eukaryota, Metazoa, Arthropoda, Insecta, Coleoptera, Coccinellidae. The coding region runs from base 639 to 1829 and encodes 396 amino acids. The record is from RefSeq and is a predicted model, not a curated record. The transcript has 2 exons.